AUGCAGAAUGUCAAGACUCAAAAUACUCAUAUGAACAACGAUUUGAAAUUGUCUAAUUAUGGAAGUGAGCCAAUGGAAGAUGUCACACUUUAUAGGUCCAUAGUUGGGGGAUUACAAUAUGCUACUAUAACACGACCUGAGCUUUCAUACUGUGUAAACAAGGUGUGCCAAUUCAUGCAAACACCAUUACAACAACACUGGAUGGCUGUAAAAAGAAUACUUCGCUACAUAGCAGGCACACUUGACUACGGGCUACAUCUUCAACCUGCCCCAGAUUUUUCCAUUGAAGCAUCUUGUGAUGCCGAUUGGGCUGCAAACCCUGAUGAUCGUAGGUCUACAACCGGUUACCGCAUCUACUUAGGAGGGAAUCUUGUUGCCUGGAAGUCACAAAAAUAA
Messenger RNA from Cannabis sativa, 396 nucleotides. RefSeq lists its product as uncharacterized. Lineage: Eukaryota; Viridiplantae; Streptophyta; Magnoliopsida; Rosales; Cannabaceae. The transcript has a single exon. The record is from RefSeq and is a predicted model, not a curated record. The coding region runs from base 1 to 396 and encodes 131 amino acids.